Nannizzia gypsea CBS 118893 is the source of this 684-nucleotide messenger RNA. RefSeq lists its product as hypothetical. NCBI's taxonomy places the organism in Eukaryota, Fungi, Ascomycota, Eurotiomycetes, Onygenales, Arthrodermataceae. Bases 1 to 684 code for a protein of 227 amino acids. The record is from RefSeq and is a predicted model, not a curated record. The transcript is spliced from 2 exons. Gene Ontology annotation, molecular function: protein binding.
AUGGAUACCGCAGCUGCAGUUUCUCUGCCCUUCGAGGCCGUGGACGAUCUCAUUUAUGACGCUCGUGCAGGUGAUCUCGAAUCAUUGAAAGCAGACAUCACAAAAUUCAGCCAAGAAUAUAACUGCACUCCAGCGGAUAUAAUCAAAGCAGCUAUUGAUACAGAGGAAGAGAGUGAAGGAGGGACUGGCUCAUGCCUUUUACACUGGCCAGCGGCCAAUGGAAAUGCUGAAAUACUAAGUUAUCUGCUUAGCCUGCUCAAAUCCGAAAAUGGGACACAGGACCCUUCGAGCCUCCAGAUUAUAAAUCAUAAGAACCAUUCUGGGAAUACACCGUUGCAUUGGGCCGCUCUCAAUACCCAUUUAGAAUGCGUCAAGGCUCUUGUUGAAGCUGGAGCGGAUAUUAUUUUGAAGAACAACGCAGGCCAUGAUGCUGUUUUUGUUGCUGAGCAGUCCGAUUGGAAUGCUACUGCGACUACGCAAGAAGAAGGCAAAGAAGAGGAUGUUGCGGAGGGUGAAGCGAAUGUGGAAGAAGCUGAGUCUUCUACGCCACGGGAGACUACCAAGGGCCAGCAGGUGGUGGAGUGGUUGUUGACCUGUGAAAAAGGGUCGGAUAUGGAGAAGAGUGCGGUUGAUGAUGCUGAUGUUCCAAUGGCUGAAGACGAUGCUGGUUCAAGCAAGCAGUGA